GAAGAACCUUUCCUUUUUAGGAUGGCUUACAAACUUUCGCCCACUUAGGAGUCACUCUUGAUAAAUAGAAAUGCAUAUGUAAACUUAAUUCAUGUUAACUUAUCAAGAAUUAUCUACUGAAUGUCAUGAUUUGUACAUUUACUCAAUUGCAAGUACAAAUAAUUGAUUGAAACUGAAUUGUGUACGGAUUUUCUUUUCUUUUAAAUAUCUUUGGAUUUCUUAAGUAAGAGGUGUGUCCCGAGCAAGGAUGGUGCAUUAGUUGUUUGUGAAAUCUGAUUCCGCUUAUUUCUUAUCUGACGACACGUAAAAUUUUGUCCUGCAAUUUCGUAUCUUCGAAUAACUAUAUAUCUCAAUCACAUUUCCAAGUGAUACAGACAAAUUGAAGCUAGAAGAUGAUAGCAGAUGGCUAUCUUGUUGGAGACGGCUCCUGGGAGCUCACAGUCUUGGUCACAGAUCUGCAGGUUGAAAGAACUCUCAGAGUCAAAGGGGACCUCCAUAUUGGUGGACUUAUGCUCAAUUUAGUUGAAGAGCUUGAUGUUGCCAUUGAUUGGUCUGAUCAUGCUCUAUGGUGGCCAAAGAAAAAUAUUUGGUUGUGUCGCACUCGAUCCACUCUAGAUCAGUGUGGUAUCCAAGCUGAUGCUUAUCUGCAUUUUACUCCAAUGCAUAAAUAUUUGAGACUGCAACUGCCAGAUUUGCGAUUUAUUGAUAUAAAGGCUGACUUUUCUGCUAAAACAUUCACUGCAGUGAAAAAGCUAUGCAAGGAGCUUGGCAUAAGACAUCCAGAAGAAUUAUCUCUAUGUCGACCUUUGACAUCUGAACAUUUGAAAAGAAAUUAUCCUCGUGGGGUGGGCUGUACUCCUCGCCAGAGAAGCAAGGAACCAACUGCUGGGAUUAACCUUAGUCAAAAUAACAAUAACAAGUCUGAUGGUUUCUUAACUCCAGACACAUCUGGGUCAGCUGGAACUCCUUUGAAUACAUCAUGGAAUGAUGGAAGAAAUUACUCACCAUCUACAGCUAUGUUCAAUGGAAAUUCAUCAUUUCUGAAUUACUCAGCGGAUAGCAGCAUGUCUGCUACUGAUCUUCCUCUUGCUCACAGCCCUAGAACUCCAAAUGAAGAAGCCCGACAUAGUGUCUUGCGUCCCAAAAGUUUGGCAGAAAGAGCUCGUUUGAAUGCUGGGUGGUUGGAUUCUUCUUUGUCUAUCAUGGAACAAGACAUUAGAGAGUUUGACACCCUUCUGCUAAGAUUCAAGUUUUAUUCUUUUUAUGAUUUGAAUCCAAAGUAUGAUGCUGUGAGAAUCAACCAGAUUUAUGAGCAAGCUAAAUGGGCAAUUUUAGCUGAAGAAAUUGAUUGUACUGAAGAGGAAAUGAUGCUCUUUGCUGCAUUGCAAGUCCAAGUCAACUUGCAGGCAAACCAUCCCCAACCAGAUAUAUAUCAUGAUGAUGAAGAUGUCGAAACAGCUUUAACAGAUCUGCAAGUUACCUUGGAAGGCACUUUGAUCAGCAAAGGGAAAUCCAACAUCACUAAUGUGCCAGAACUCUCGGACUAUUUAUCAUUUAUGAAGCCAAAACGUUUCACCUUGAAAGGCUUUAAAAGAUACUACAUUGUCCUCAGAGAUACCUAUCUAAAUUUAUACAAAUCAAAAGACAGUGAACCAAAUAUGAGCAUUAGUCUGAAAGGUUGUGAAGUUACUCCUGAUGUGAAUUUGUCUCAUGGGAAGUAUGGCAUUAGGCUUGAAGUCCCUAAUCAUGAAGGCAUGACAGAAUAUUGGAUCAGAUGCAGUUCUGAAGAGCAAUAUGCCAAGUGGAUGGCUGCUUGCAGGUUGGCAGCCAAAGGCAAGACAAUGGCUGACAGUUCUUAUGAAUUAGAAGUGAAAUCUAUCCAAGAUUUCUUAAGUAUGCAAAAGCCAGCUCCUGCUGCUGUCAUAAGCCCUUCUCAGAUUGAUAUCAAUCCUGAUGACAUGGUUGCUCCUCGCUUUAUACGGAAAUUGAAAAGCCAAAAGAUUAUUCAGCGUAUAUUGGAGGCUCAUGCUAAUGUAAAAGAUCUGAACCUUAUGGAGGCCAAACUGAGCUACAUCAAGGCUUGGCAGGCACUUCCAGAAUUUGGAAUGUCUCUCUUUGUUGUGAGGUUUGAUAAUAGCCGCAAAGAUGAGCUGCUGGGAAUUGCGUUUAACAGACUGAUGAGAAUGGAUCUCUCUACUGGUGACCAUAUCAAAACUUGGCGUUAUAAUACGAUGAAAGUGUGGAAUGUAAAUUGGGAAGUCCGACAAGUGCGUGUCCAAUUUGAAGAAGAGAAUGUUGCUUUCAGUUGUCUGUCUGCUGAUUGCAAAGUAGUUCAUGAAUUCAUUGGUGGUUAUAUAUUUUUAUCAAUGCGAUCUAAAGACCAGAACCAGACAUUAAAUGAAGAUUUAUUUCACAAGCUCACUGGUGGUUGGGUAUGAUAUGGUCUGUGUUGCCAAGCUGUCAAAUGCUAUUUUGUUAAUAAAAAAACCUAUGCCAUUUCUUUUUUAAUUUUGAGCGGUUAAUGACAGAUUUUUUUUACAGCAAAUAUUUUAUUUCAAAAAGCGAAUAUGUAAACUUGCUGCUGUGCUUGUUUACUUUGUUAUAUAUUUUCAGCUACAAAUAUAUUUUAGAUAUUCUAAGACAAAUCGUUUUCAAGAUGUUCUCAUUUGUAAUGAAAUUUUUUUUAAAGCCUAAUGAAACUUAUUUUUUGAACUUUGUAAUACAGGGAACUUGGCUUUCAUAUUUUGCUAAAAGCUUGUAUUUUUCAAAUUGUAUAAGAUUGAAAUUUAAAUUCAGCCCUUACUAGUAAGUGCCUCAUUUUUAAUGCUUCACUUACAAAAUAAGUUUGUGUAAAUUCAUAUUUUUAUUUUGUUUAAGUGUAAAUUUGUAUUACUGCCAAUUUUGAAAAUUACAUCUGUAUAAGCUCAGAUUAUUAUAACUAUAUUUCAUUUUAAUAUAAUUUCAACAUUAGUUUAUUAGGCAAUUUAAUACAUAGGUAUAAUAAAUGCAGUUUUUUUUUAUUGCUAUUUGGUGUUAAUAAUUACUUGGAAAUUUUUUAAGUGUUCAGCAUGUGUAUGAAUUAAAACUUGAUUGUUCCAUGGGAAUUUUUUUUAAUGCAACUGGUUUUGAUUUUGAGUGCUUGGCAUUUAAGACUCAAAAAUCAAGUUUUAAAUUAGUUUUAAAUAUGUUAAAUAUGAUCAUCUUUAUAAUGGUAAUUUAAAAACUGAUAAUGUGUUCUUUGUUUUUAAUUAUGUAGCUUGACAAAUAUGAAUAUACAUAUAUAUUUUUCUUACUUUCUCGUAAAAACUGUAGAUUAACACAUCUAUGCUAUUAUUUGUUUUGAUUUUUGAUCAUUUCUUCAUUCAUUUUGAAAGUUAUUUUCAUUAUGUUGAAUUAACCUUUAUUUUAUUUUUAAUAUGUAUAUGAUAGCUUUAAGAUUUUAAAGUAUUUUUUUAUAUUGAGCUAAAUGAAAAGUUUUGAGUUUUAUAUUGAGUUAUAUUAUACAUGAUAUAAUACUUUUGAUUAAAUAUAUUACAUUUUCAUUGUGAAGAUAACUAAGUUAAUAAAAGUUUAAUCAAUAUUAUUAAAGAUAUUUUUUAUUAUUUUUGUUUUGUUUUACAAAGGUAAAAUGUCUAAUUUCCAUAAUUAUCCUAAUUUAAUAUAAACAAAUAUUUGAGUUUGUUUGGUGUGUCGUACUCUGAAGUAGCAAUGUAAAAUUUUACUUUAUUCUCCAUAGCAAUAGUUUUGUAGUUUCUAUUUUAUUUAAUGGCAAUUUUUAUCAAGUGGCAACAUUGCUAUUUAAUUUUAAGUGAAGUGUAUGGGAUUGGCAUCUAAUCAUCUAAUUAAAUCCUGAAAACUAUUAAUAAAAUUUUUAUCUGAUUAAUUUUAAAACAUGCAAUUUAAUUGAAUAAUUAUUUUUAUAUAUUAUAUUUAUGCUAAAUAAAUGAAAAUUCAGUAAGUUUUUAAAUAUUUUUCUUUUCAUUUGUAUUUCAUUUAACAUUAUAAUUUGAUCAUUAAAUUUGCUAUUUCAUGUUUCAGUUAUAAUCUUUAUCAUUAAUAGUUAAAUAUUAUAAUUAAUGAAUAAUGGUAAUUUUAAAGUAAAUUUAAUGUUUACUAUUAGAACUUAAAAGCUAUUAUAGUGCUUUGCAUGGCAUAUUUACUGCUGUAUAAAUAAACAGAUAGUGUUAGGAUUUGUGUAUUUUUCAGAUUUUUAAAAAUUUUGAGUUUAUAAAAUAUUUUAUUUAAUUUACCUUAUUGAUGAUUUCUGACAUGUAAUCUUUUGAUGAUUACGAGUAACUUAUAAUUUGAGGUUAUAGAUUUUCACAUGGAGAUUAAUUCAGAUGUUGAUGAUGUUGUGGCAGUGCUAUGUUUUUUGUGUUUGUAUAUAUGAAAGAACUGCCUUGAUUGAAAGGUGAUGUUGUAUUUAAGAAAAAUAAUUAGAAUGAGCUUACCACACUUUAAGAAAAUUUAGCACAGAAGUUAUUCACUGCAUAAUGGGAGAAAAAAUUGUGUAUAAAGUAUAAAUAAAUCAAAUGGGAUUGUUAUCAUGCAUAUACAUUUUCAUAGUUAGUAAUUUGUUAAAUUUAUAUUGAUCAAGUUUCUUUUAAAUGUUCUAAGAACAAUUCUUUUAAAUUAAUAAAGUUUAGAAAAACCGAACUUAAAAUAUGUUUUGGAAGUAAAAGGUACAAAAACAUGUUUUAAUUAUGUAAUUUUGUUUGAUUCUAAGAAUCUUUGUAUCUCCUUAUCGUAAUUUGCUUUAAAUGCAAUAUUUAGCAUGGAACUAUAAAAGAAAUUUGGAACUGGAUUCUGGUCAGCAGAUGUGUGUAUUCAGAGUUUCGUGUUCAUAAUCGUGGCUCUGGUCAUUUACAUGUGUAAAAUCUCAAAUCAGGGUCUUUGUCUGUACUGUUAUUUAUCAUUUUUUGAAAAACCUGCUGAAGUUUUAAUCCAUUCCUUAUUAACAGUGAGCAGAUUAUCAAAAUUUAUAUAUAUUUUUAUAAAAUUUUGACAAAAAAAAUUUCACUCAUGCAUUUAUUUUUAUUUUCAUCUCUUCAUGUAUGUGUUCAGUAUAUUUUUAUCUUAAAAAAUAGAUUAUUUCAUUUUCCUGAUUUAGGUAUUUGUGAAUGUUUUUGUAGGAUUUCUUUCGUUUCUUUUAUAGUCAAAACAGUAUAUUUGGAUUGGACCUUUUUUUUUUUUUAAAUGUAAAUAUCGAGGAAUGUUUAAGUAUGAAUUUAUGUGUGCCAAGAAGUUAGUUGUCAUUGAAAAUAGUCAGAUUCUAAAUAAAAAGAAAUAUUAUUUAAUUACUUUUAAUGUUUUAAUUCAUAAUUUUUGUGAAAGAAGACUGAAAUUUGAUAAUCUUCAUCAUUUUUGAAUUAAAUUUCGUUUUAUACUCUUUUGAUUAACAUAUGCUGCAUAUUUUAUUUAAUGUGGACAAAUGAUCUUUAUAUGCUGAUAUCUUAAACUAUUCUCGUGCCUUACUAAUGUCGCACAAUGGUGCAUUUUUGAAUUAUAUAUAUAUUAAUAUGACCUGUUAUCAUUGAGAUUUUUGUGAAAGUAUAUAAUCAUAUUUGUGUAAUAUUUGAGUAUUAAAAUCUGUGUUUGUACAUGCCAAUGUGUAAACCUUAUUUUUGUCGUUUAGUGUUUUAACUUACACUAUAGCAAUACUUAUGUAUAAUUAAAUUUUGUUUAAUAAAGUUUUAUAAUC
This is a messenger RNA of Argiope bruennichi, 5701 nucleotides long. RefSeq names its product unc-112-related protein-like. Gene Ontology annotation, molecular function: integrin binding. NCBI's taxonomy places the organism in Eukaryota, Metazoa, Arthropoda, Arachnida, Araneae, Araneidae. The record is from RefSeq and is a predicted model, not a curated record. The coding region runs from base 393 to 2438 and encodes 681 amino acids. Gene Ontology annotation, cellular component: cell-substrate junction. The transcript has 13 exons. Gene Ontology annotation, biological process: cell-matrix adhesion; integrin-mediated signaling pathway.